Funneliformis geosporum is the source of this 182-nucleotide messenger RNA. The record is from the annotation of a GenBank genome assembly. NCBI's taxonomy places the organism in Eukaryota, Fungi, Glomeromycota, Glomeromycetes, Glomerales, Glomeraceae.
CUUGUCAGUUGAAAAAAGCACGUGAAACUCGAGCUCAAAAGUCAGAAGCAAAGAAAAAUGACAAUAAUAAAAAUGAAUUGGAUAGGCAACGAAAUAGAUUAACAUCUGCAAUUCAACAAUUAUCUGAUAAAAAGGUCCCAGCAGUCACCUUAUUACAACUAUGCGUUAUCCAUAAGAUUUAA